Molecule: messenger RNA, 1533 nt
Organism: Cricetulus griseus (Chinese hamster)
Lineage: Eukaryota; Metazoa; Chordata; Mammalia; Rodentia; Cricetidae
Source: RefSeq, a predicted model, not a curated record
GUAGACUACCACAUGGGUGCUAGGAAUUGAACCUGGGUACCCUGGAAGAGCAGUAACUAUGAAGGGCUUGUAUUUUCAACAGAGCUCUACAAAUGAAGAAAUAACAUUCCUAUUUCAAGAAAGGGAGAGUCUCCCUGUUACAGAGGAUAACUUCGUGAAACUUCAAGUUAAAGCUUGUGCUCUGAGCCAGAUAAACACAAAGCUUCUGGCAGAAAUGAAGAUGGAAAAAGAUUUCUUCCCUGUUGGAAGAGAAGUUGCUGGAAUUGUGUUAGAUGUUGGCAGUAAGGUAUCAUUCUUUCAACCAGAUGAUGAAGUAGUGGGAAUUUUGCCUUUGGAUUCAGAAGACCCUGGGCUCUGUGAAGUUAUUCAAGUACAUGAGCAUUACCUGGUUCAUAAACCAGAAAAGGUUUCGUGGACGGCAGCUGCUGGAGCCAUUCGGGAUGGUGUGCGAGCCUGCACAGCUCUGUAUUAUCUUUCUCACCUCUCUCCCGGAAAGUCUGUGCUGAUCAUGGAUGGAGCAAGUGCAUUUGGCACAAUAGCCAUUCAGUUAGCACACCAUAGAGGAGCCAAGGUGAUUUCAACAGCAUGCAGCCUGGAAGACAAGCAACAUCUUGAAAGGAUUAGGCCUUCUAUAGCCCGCGUGAUUGACAUCUCUAGUGGGAAAGUCCAUGUUGCUGAAAGCUGUUUGGAGGAAACAGGUGGCCUGGGAGUAGAUAUUGUCAUAGACGCAGGAGUGAGAUUAUAUAGUAAAGAUGACGAGCCGGCUGUAAAAUCACAGCUACCACAUAAGCAUGACAUCAUCACACUUCUUGGUGUUGGAGGCCAUUGGGUAACAACAGAAGAAAACCUUCAGUUGGACCCUCCAGAUAGCCACUGCCUUUUCCUCAAGGGGGCAACGGUGGCUUUCCUUAAUGAUGAAGUUUGGAAUUUGUCAAAUGCACAACAGGGAAAAUACCUUUGCAUCUUAAGAGACGUGAUGGAGAAGUUAUCGGCUGGUAUUUUCAGACCGCUACUUGAUGAGCCCAUUCCACUGUAUGAAGCAAAAGCUUCCAUGGAAGUUGUUCAGAAAAAUCAAGAAAGAAAAAAGCAAGUUGUUCAAUUUUAAUUUUCUUUCCCAGACCUCAGUUGGACGCACUCAUGCCAGUAUAUGAAGCCAGUUUUCUUUGGAAACUGUUAAGAAAAAUCAAGGAAGAUGAAACAAGUUUUUUCUAUUUUUAAGCCUGUUUUCCUGCCAUAAUAAGACAUUUGGUUAUUUGACAUAUUUGAGAAAUUCUUGCAAAAUUAAUGUGCAAACAAUCCAGAUUAUUUUUUAACAUCUUGAAGGGGAUAUUCCAAAAACCUCUUUUUGUUAUUGUAUCUAUACAUUUGCCUCUGCUAUAUUCUUUCCAUAAAGAAAACUGCUUUCAGCAAAAGCCAUGCUGUCAUAUGACAGCAUCCGUCACAAGCUUUUGCUAUAGCAUGAAAAUGUGAUUUGAUUUUGUAUCAGCUCCAUUAACCUUCCUUAACAAGCCUUUAUUUUAGCAUUUGAGUGUA